AAGUAAAUCUCCACACCCAUAGUAAUAAAAAAUAAGAUAAUAAUCUUUUCUCCUAUUUUUUUGCAUGAAAAGACGUUGAAAAGCUCGAGAUUGAUGGCAAAAACUUGGUAUGUGGGACGAAAAGCUCUAUACACAAGGUAUAAUUUGUGAAGAAGACAAUUUCGUUCGACCAUAAUUUGUUGUUCAGAAGAAAUGGCCAUGGAGUGGUGAUUAAUUUCAUAUACACUCCCUUGAUAUGAACAAUUUUAACUAGUUACCCUUUGCAUUGGCCAUCGAAUUUUAUUAAUUUAUCAAUUUCCCAUCUGUUAAUCUGAUCAAACAUGGGGAUCGGCCAGAUCACCUUUCCUUAUUAUUUUCGUGUGUCGACGUGGUCACGUGGAUGAACACUUUCCGUCCUUGUCUCUCGUCAAAUCCUCGAAAAUAUCGUUCAACAACCUCAACAAGUUCGGGCGGAUUUGUCAAUGCUGACCCUCUGCAUAAUUACUCUCUUAAGCAUGAUAUUAUAUCAUUCCAUUCUAGUAAAGUUUGAAAUUCAACGUCUUUUUUUGGAGCUAUCAUCACUACAAUUCAGAGGUACGGUUUCUCAACUCCUUUGAGAGUUCAUAGUUAUUGUUAUUGUAGAAUAUGAGUAUGGAGCUUCCACUCUUACGUUUCCAGAAUAUAUCAUUAGAUCAAAUUCAAAGUAGUUGUAGCUUUCCUUUUUCGUUUUGGGAUAAAAAACAAGUUUUCAAAAAUAAAUUCUUGUUUUCUGGAUAUUAUUUUUCGUUGGAUAGAAGAAAAUGGAAGAUUCCGUUUGGUAGGAUUAGUUGUUCUUUAAUGGAGCAGGGGCUAAAGCCACGACCCAAGCCAAAUAAAGUCAAUAUUGAGGAAUUAAAAGAGAACCAAGUGCAAGAGAUCCAGGUGAAGAAACCCUGUGCAGGGCUUUGUAGUCAGAUAGAGAAGCUAGUGUUGAACAAAAAUUAUAAAGAGGCACUUGAGUUGUUCGAGAUUUUGGAGUCGGAAGUUGGUUUUGAUGUUGGCCGUAGCACAUAUGAUGCUUUAGUGAGUGCUUGUAUAGGUUUAAGGUCUAUUAGAGGUGUGAAGAGGUUAUGUAAUUACAUUCAAAGUAAUGGAUUUGAACCUGAUCUGUAUUUGAGAAACAGGUUACUCCUUAUGCAUGUCAAAUGCGGGAUGAUGAUUGAUGCCCAUAAAUUGUUCGAUGAAAUGCCUGAGAGGAACUUGGUUACAUGGAAUAUACUAAUUGGGGGGCAAAUUGACUCUGGAGAUUACAUAGGAGCAUUUGAGUCGUUUUUAAUUAUGUGGGAGGAGUUUUCCGAUGGUGGGUCAAGAACCUUUGCCACUAUGAUUCGGGCAUCUGCUGGGUUGGGAGACAUUUCUGUGGGAAAACAGUUGCAUUCCUGUGCUGUUAAAAUGGGUGUUGGUGAUGAUACUUUUGUUUGUUGUGCUUUGAUUGAUAUGUACAGUAAAUGUGGAAGCAUUGAAGAUGCUCAAUUUGUUUUUGAUGAGAUGCCAGAGAAGAUUACAGUAGCAUGGAACACAAUUAUUGCAGGUUAUGCUCUUCAUGGCUAUAGUGAAGAAGCUCUGGAUUUGUAUUAUGAGAUGCGUGAUUCUGGGGUUAAAAUGGAUCAUUUUACAUUUUCUAUGAUCAUUAGAAUUUGUGCAAGGUUAGCUUCUGUUGAACAUGCUAAGCAAGCUCAUGCAGGUCUAGUUCGUCAUGGUUUUGGUUUAGAUAUAGUAGCAAACACGGCGCUUGUGGACUUCUAUAGCAAAUGGGGAAGAAUAGAAGAUGCUCGUCAUGUUUUCGACAAGAUGCCCUGCAAGAAUGUCAUUUCCUGGAAUGCCUUGAUUGGUGGAUAUGGUAAUCACGGCCGUGGAGAAGAGGCUGUUGAGUUGUUUGAGAAAAUGCUUCAUGAAGGAAUGAGACCAAACCAUGUGACAUUUCUUGGUGUGUUAUCUGCUUGUAGCCAUUCAGGCUUGUCAGAACGUGGAUGGGAAAUUUUUCAAUCAAUGAGUAGGGAUCACAAGAUCAAGCCACGUGCAAUGCAUUAUGCUUGUAUGAUCGAGUUAUUGGGUCGAGAGGGACUUUUAGAUGAAGCCUUUGCCUUAAUUAGAGAUUCUCCCUUUAAACCUACAGCAAAUAUGUGGGCUGCCUUGCUAACAGCUUGUCGAGUACAUGGGAAUUUAGAGCUCGGGAAAUUUGCUGCUGAGAAGCUUUAUGGAAUGGAACCUGAAAAACUUUGUAAUUAUGUUGUGCUUCUAAAUAUAUAUAACAGUAGUGGUAAGUUAAAGGAAGCGGCCAAUGUUGUGCAAACCUUAAGAAGAAAGGGAUUAAGAAUGCUUCCGGCAUGCAGUUGGAUUGAAGUCAAGAAGCAAUCUCAUGUUUUCUAUUCCGGGGAUAAAUACCAUGUCCAGACCAAGGAGAUUUACCAGAAAGUGGAUAGCUUGAUGCUAGAAAUUUCAAAGCAUGGGUAUGUUCCGGAGAAGAAAAUUUUGCUUCCUGAUGUGGAUGAACGGGAACAGCGUGUAUUACUGUACCACAGUGAGAAACUGGCCAUAGCUUUUGGUUUGAUCAAUACACCAGAUUGGAUGCCGCUACAAAUUGUGCAGAGCCAUCGGAUUUGUUGUGACUGUCAUAAUGCAGCAAAGUUGAUAGCUACGGUUACGCGACGGGAAAUUGUAGUAAGGGAUUCUAGCAGAUUCCACCAUUUUAAAGAUGGGAUAUGUUCAUGUGGUGACUACUGGUGAUGGUAAAUUAGUGAUUUAACUUGAGAGAAUUAAGAAACUCUUCCUUCUUAUUGGUUGUAUUGAUUCAUUAUCCUCCUCGGAUAUACCAUAAAAAUAAAGUAAAAAUAUGAUUUGAAUUUGCA
Messenger RNA from Mangifera indica (mango), 2867 nucleotides. Its product is annotated as pentatricopeptide repeat-containing protein At5g50390, chloroplastic. The record is from RefSeq and is a predicted model, not a curated record. Gene Ontology annotation, molecular function: protein binding; RNA binding; zinc ion binding. The transcript has a single exon. Lineage: Eukaryota; Viridiplantae; Streptophyta; Magnoliopsida; Sapindales; Anacardiaceae. The coding region runs from base 625 to 2745 and encodes 706 amino acids. Gene Ontology annotation, biological process: RNA modification.